AUGGCUUCCAAGACACCUAAUGCGCCUCUGGGGAUAGAGGAAAUGUUCCAACAGAUUAUGAUUGGAAUGCAAAAAUCCAACCAAGAAGUCUCUGAAUUGAGGAAUGAAUGCGCCGAGCUUCGACAAGCUAAUGCAGCACUCGAGAAACAAAUUCGUGAAUCAUUGACCGGUGGUCUCGCACCGCCCUCUCGCCAGGGAUCCUUCUUCCACUCUCCUACUGUUCCCGGCAGCCCGAUCGCACGCCCGACCCGCUCCCCAUUCCUAGCGCCGACUGGUGCACCAUCGCUCUAUGUGCCCAGCACGCCUUCGCAAGAAACCAAGUCGCUAGAGUGCCCGGCUUUUGGGCUGUUGUUCCUGCCGGAGGAGCCGGAACGCGUCUCUGGCCUCUUUCUCGCGAAUCCUACCCCAAAUUCUUCCUCGACGUCACACUCUCCGGCCGUUCCCUCAUCCAGAGCACAUGGGACCGUCUCUUGCCGCUCACAACUCCCGAGCGUCUCAUGGUCGUCACCGGCCAAAUCCAUGCUCCGACCGUCCAAGUCCAACUGCCCGAUCUCGAUUCCUGCCGUUUUGGCUCGACGGGACCCGGACGCGGUCUUGGGUUCCUUUGCGGCGGACCAUAUGAUUAGCGGUGCGGAUGCGUUUAUGGCGGCUGUGACCGAAGCCGUCGCCACCGCCCGACACGACUACCUCGUCACUAUUGGUAUUGCGCCCUCCCACCCGUCUACAGGAUUCGGUUACUUCAAGGAAAAGCCCGACGCUCGUACCGCCGCUGCGUACAUUACUAGCGGUAACUACCGCUGGAACGCCGGCGCUCAGGGAAAAGGCUCUCGCAGAGAUUUGGCCAACUUGCCCAAGAUUGCGAUUGAUAAUGCCGUGGCGGAGCCUGCUGCGUUGACCGGCCGAGUUGCGACUGUGCCCGCUACUUUCGGUUGGGAUGAUGUUGGUGACUUUGCUUCUCUCUCCGACUUGCUCCCCGCAGAGCACAGUCAGACAGGAUUCUGGGUGACGGAAACUUGGGUUGCAGGUGGUAUCGUCGUUCCCGCAUCGGGUCGUCUCAUCGCCUGCUUGGGUGUGGACGAUCUGGUCGUCGUUGAUACCAAUGAUGCGCUACUCAUCACGACUCGCGCACGUAGCCAAGAAGUCAAGAAGAUCGUGCAAAAGACCAAGGAAAGUGGAUGGAAACAAUUGUUGUAA
Rhizoctonia solani is the source of this 1194-nucleotide messenger RNA. RefSeq names its product mannose-1-phosphate guanylyltransferase. Gene Ontology annotation, molecular function: mannose-1-phosphate guanylyltransferase (GTP) activity. NCBI's taxonomy places the organism in Eukaryota, Fungi, Basidiomycota, Agaricomycetes, Cantharellales, Ceratobasidiaceae. The coding region runs from base 1 to 1194 and encodes 397 amino acids. The transcript is spliced from 8 exons. Gene Ontology annotation, biological process: GDP-mannose biosynthetic process; polysaccharide metabolic process. The record is from RefSeq and is a predicted model, not a curated record.